AUCAUUCUGCACACCCUUAUCCAUCUCACACCUUCAUUCAGCAUCAGCUCGGAGAAAUGGCGCCAGUGAAGGUGUUCGGGCCGGCGAUGUCGACGAACGUGGCCCGGGUGCUGGUCUGCCUGGAGGAGGUGGGCGCCGAGUACGAGGUGGUCAACAUCGACUUCAAGGUCAUGGAGCACAAGAGCCCCGAGCACCUCGCCAGAAACCCGUUCGGCCAAAUGCCUGCUUUCCAGGACGGGGAUCUCCUUCUCUUCGAGUCACGCGCGAUCUCAAAGUAUGUCCUCCGCAAGUACAAGACGGACGAGGUCGACCUGCUGAGGGAGAGCAACCUAAAGGAGACCGCGAUGGUGGACGUGUGGACAGAGGUGGACGCGCACACCUACAAGCCGGCCCUGUCACCCAUCGUGUAUGAGUGCAUCUUCAACCCCAUUAUGUACGGCAUCCCCACCAACGAGAAGGUUGUGGCCGAGAGCCUCGAGAAACUCAAGAAGGUGUUAGAGGUCUACGAGGCGCACCUCUCCAAGCACGAGUACCUCGCCGGGGACUUCAUCAGCUUCGUGGACCUCAGCCAGUUCCCCUCCACCUUCUACUUCAUGAUGACGCCACAUGCGGUUCUAUUCGACUCGUAUCCGCACGUCAAGGCAUGGUGGGAGCGUCUCAUGGCCAGACCGUCCAUUAAGAAGAUCAGCGCCAGCAUGAUUCCGCCCAAGGCAUGAUUUGAAUGCAGGAGAGGUCUCAUGCCCUGAGUUGGCAUUGCUGAUAUCGUGCUUCUUUUUCCUGGUAUCACUAAUAAGGAUAUUUGUUUUUCAAAAACAGACAUCUCAGCCUCUGCCGAUGCAUAGAUAGUUUAUAGCGUAUAAGCUGUUAGUAUAUGUGGAACUGCUUGAUUGUGUAGUUUGGUUGUUGUGCCCUUGUGUACAUGUCAAAGAUCUGAAAACUCUGGAAAUUAAACCAAAGUUUGGUAGUUAUUUUCAAA
Molecule: messenger RNA, 976 nt
Organism: Lolium rigidum
Lineage: Eukaryota; Viridiplantae; Streptophyta; Magnoliopsida; Poales; Poaceae
Product: probable glutathione S-transferase GSTF1
Exons: 3
Coding region: 57-716 (219 amino acids)
Cellular component (GO): cytoplasm
Molecular function (GO): glutathione binding; glutathione transferase activity
Source: RefSeq, a predicted model, not a curated record